This is a messenger RNA of Trichophyton rubrum CBS 118892, 435 nucleotides long. RefSeq lists its product as uncharacterized. Lineage: Eukaryota; Fungi; Ascomycota; Eurotiomycetes; Onygenales; Arthrodermataceae. The record is from RefSeq and is a predicted model, not a curated record. The transcript is spliced from 2 exons. The coding region runs from base 1 to 435 and encodes 144 amino acids.
AUGCCGGAUGGAUAUGGUGACUGGCUAGGAGAGACGGAACAGGAACGAAUUAGGGGCUCGAACGGAUACUUGGAAGUCCUACAGCGUGUCACUGCAGCUUCAUCUGUACCCCUGCAGGCCGAUCUCGGAGUAUCCUUUACCAUCCCUCAGGGCACUAUGAUUGCCACCCACAACCCUACCUGCCGCAGAGUUGAGUCCACCAGAUCACCAGCUAGCAAGCAACGCCGUAAGACCGACUCCUCUGCAGCUCCAUGGCUGCGUGGAGCAGGGUGGGCCGGGCCAUGGACGGGACAGGGGCCAGGGGGACGAGCGACGACUGCCAGUCCAGCGUUGACGCGAGGCGCUGGCUGGGGCGUGGGCGGAGCCACUCAGGGGCCAGCCAGGGCCCAGCUGAGGCUUGCUGAGGCUUGCCUUGGGGCGUCAUCGGCGUCUUAG